AUGCAUUUCUCUUUUCUCGACCCACUCAACAUCACUUUCAACCAAAGACCCGAGUUCUAUUUGCAGAUGACGAAAAGCGUGGCCUCGUUGGGAGUCGCAGUAAACCUUUUCGGUCUCUACAUAAUCCUCUACAAAUCGCCCACACAUUUCAAAACGUACAAAUGGCAUUUGGCGAAUCAUCAGAUCUGGUCACUGUUGUUGGAUCUGUUCGCCGGCUUGAUGAUCACCCCGGUUUUCUUCUUCCCGAUGCCCGUCGGCUAUCCAACUGGCCUUCUCUCGCACGCGCUCCCGCCAGAGAUCUUGAUGCUAAUCGCCACUUCUCUCCUUUUCCUCACUCUUUCCUCGAUUUUUCAUCUACUUUUCUAUCGAUGGCAAAUGGUUGUCCCGCAGGGUCAUCCGAUGAAAUUCAGUCGAACUUUUAAGGGAUUUUUCCUCAUCGGCGUUUACGCGUUUUUUCUUGUUCCGCAUUUGGUGCUCUUUCCGCAAACAAUUCAAAAUCAAACCGAAGCAAAAGCGGCACUUAUUGAGCACUAUCCGAUCUACGAGUCUGUCGUGAACAUCUCCGCAAUUUUAGUCUUCUAUUUGCCGACGAAUCCCCUUUUCUACACGUACAUGCUCGUGUGUGGGGUGAUGUGUACGACUUUCAUCAUCGUCGUCACCGCUUUCCUCUUUCAUACGGCUGCGAUUUUGCGACGAAAGGAUAAAUACGCGAAUUUCAAGACACAACUCGCACACAGGAAGUACAUUAUGAUACUUAGCACACAGAUGAGUAUUCCGAUGAUCGCCUUGUUGGAACCGGGUGCUCUUCUUGGGCUAAUCAUGGUGUUCAGAAUUUGGAAUGUGCAAGAACUAGCCCAUCUGGCUUUUUUCACGUUCGCUUCACACGGAUUGGUGGGAACGGUGACGAUGCUGAUCCUUAAUGAACAUUUCAAGGCAUAUUUGGCGAAGAGAUUCUGUAAUGCUCGAGAUCCCGAUGAACCGCAGCCGAUCUCGCUGAACGCUAUCUCAAAAGAUGUCGAAAAUAAUGGACAAGAACGGCCGAGUCUCGCUUCGUUACGAGCACGAGCUGCUGGCGGAAAUCAUUUCGCGGUUUCCGGUGGAUCGCCGACGAUUCGCGUGUUGGAAUUUGAUGCACCGGGUGGUGGAGGGGGAAAUGGAGGAGGAGAGGUGAUGCCCGGGAUGAGCAAUCGUUUAAGAACCGGU
Mesorhabditis belari is the source of this 1203-nucleotide messenger RNA. Lineage: Eukaryota; Metazoa; Nematoda; Chromadorea; Rhabditida; Rhabditidae. The record is from the annotation of a GenBank genome assembly.